Molecule: messenger RNA, 906 nt
Organism: Aspergillus fischeri NRRL 181
Lineage: Eukaryota; Fungi; Ascomycota; Eurotiomycetes; Eurotiales; Aspergillaceae
Product: acetate uptake transporter family protein
Exons: 3
Coding region: 1-906 (301 amino acids)
Cellular component (GO): plasma membrane
Molecular function (GO): acetate transmembrane transporter activity
Source: RefSeq, a predicted model, not a curated record
AUGUCCGCCGAGCACAACGCAGCCCUUGAGAAGGACGUCGGUCCGGAUAACACCAUCAACGGCUCUUCUGAGAAUGCCAGUGCUCCGCAGCUUACCUCGCAGAUGACCCACGAGGAGCACGAAGUGGCCAAGGCCGCUGCUCGCUUUGGCUAUGGUCCUCUGGCCAAGCCCAAUCCCACCGAGUACAACCUCCCUCCCUUCGGAGGAGAGUUCCAGCCUGGUCUGUACAAGUCCGUUGAGAAGCGCAAGUUUGCCAACCCUGCUCCUCUGGGUUUGUGUGCUUUCGCCCUCACCACGUUCGUGCUGAGCUGCAUCAACAUGGGUGCUCGCGACAUCACCGCUCCCAACAUUGUCGUCGCUCUUGCUUUCGGUUAUGGUGGUCUCGUUCAGUUGCUUGCCGGCAUGUGGGAAAUGGCCAUCGGUAACACUUUUGGUGCCACUGCUCUGUCCUCUUAUGGUGGUUUCUGGAUCUCCUUCGCUAUUGUCUUGACCCCCGGUGGUUUCAACAUCGAGUCGGCUCUCGUCAAGGCCGACAAUGGCAGCACCUCCAUGUUUGACAACUCUUUCGGUCUGUUCCUGAUGGGCUGGUUCAUCUUCACCACCAUCCUGCUGUUCUGCACCCUAAGAUCUACCGUGGCUUUCUUCCUCCUGUUCUUCUUUCUCGAUCUCGCCUUCCUCCUGCUCGGUAUCGGCUACAUCCAGCGCGACAGCGCGGGCAAGCCCAACCCUCCCGUCAUCAAGGCCGGUGGUUUCUUUGGUCUCCUGGCUGCCUUCACUGCCUGGUACAACGCUCUGGCCGGUAUUGCCGACAGCAGCAACAGCUUCUUUGUCAUUCCCGUCGCCCACUUCCCCUGGUCUCCUACCGGACAGGCCCGGAGAACCAAGACCGAGCGCGAGACCGUCUAA